CCAUGUAGGGCGUUGGCUGGCAGUGAUGGAACCUCAAAUAUGAGGCAAGAUGCAGUGAGGGUGCUGCAAAGGGCACCAGAUGCCAGAGGACACAAGAUAGGAUCCCGCUGCGUUGAGCUUAACCCCGUUAGGAAAGCAAGUUAUUUUUUGAUCCACUCCCGAACAGCAAGGUUCUGCAGGAAUGGCCAGGAACACCAGCACCAGUGGCAUGGAGGUCCAGCUCAGGAGCCCCAGCCAGAAGCUGGAAAAUAAGCAUGAGGAGAAGGUCCAGGAUCCUAACAGAGGGAAGGACGAGCCUAAGGCAGACAUGGGGAGCAAAACCUGGGCAGACCUGGCUGGGGAGAUGAAGAUAUUCUUGUGGAACCCGGAGGAGAGAACAUGCUUGGGGAGAACAGCCAAGAGCUGGGGCUUGAUCUUACUGUUUUAUUUCAUUUUCUACACGUGCCUGGCGGGAAUGUUUGCCUUUUGCCUGUAUGUGAUGCUGCUCACGCUGAGCCCCUACACGCCCAGGUUCCGGGACCGUGUGUCUCCACCAGGAGUGAUGAUCAGACCAUACUUGAAUGGGUUCACCAUUGCCUUCAAUGUCUCCCAGCCCAACACAUGGCAGCCCUACGUGGACAGCAUGCACCACUUCCUAGCAGCUUAUGAUGACAAAGUUCAGGAGGAGAAGAAUAUUGAGUGUGUCCCAGGCCAGUACUUCAUCCAAGCAGGGAAUGAGAGUGAGGAGAAGAAGGCCUGCCAGUUCAAGCGCUCGCUGCUGCAGAACUGCUCUGGCAUCGAGGACCCAACCUUUGGCUACUCCAAAGGCCAGCCCUGCAUCCUGCUGAAGAUGAACCGGAUCAUAGGCUACCGCCCUGGCGCCGGGGUCCCCGUGAGCGUGGACUGCAAAGUGCAGAAAGGCAAUGAGAGUCACCUCAGGUCAGUGGACUUCUACCCCGGGAACGGGACGUUUGACCUCAUGUAUUAUCCCUACUACGGCAAGUUCACCCACGUCAACUACACCUCCCCACUGGUGGCUAUGCACUUUACAGAUGUGCAGAAGGAUUACCAGGUCCCCAUCCAGUGCAGUCUGAAUGGGAAAGGAAUUAUCAACGACCUGAACAGCGACCGCUUCCUGGGCCGAAUCAUCUUCACACUCAGCAUUGGGAAGUAGCCCCUGCCAACACCAGGCACUUAGGUUAGGUCAAUCAGAGGCUUUUUCCUUUUUAAAGCAUCAAGCCAGCAUUUUUUUCUGCUAGGAAAAACAGGCACAUAGAGAUUAUUGUUAAUUUAUUUUUGUUCAUAGUUAGGAAAACAAUGAGAUACAAUGGAGUGUGGAUCCACAUUUUUCAUUUUCUGAUGUAAAUCAUUAUUAGUAAAAAUUAGAAGUUUUCCCCUGGGGAGAGAACCUGCAGAAGAUUUCACUUUUGAUUGAAAAAAACCCUCUGGUAUCCAAAUGCUAUUUUCAUAAGGUCUUUUAUGAGUGAUCCCUGUGGAAUGCAUCUUUCCUGGCUUUAAAUUUUAUUUUUUAGCAUAGUUUUAUGUGCAUUUCUCAGGCAAAAGCUAAAAAGGAGGUAGUUUAUUAGCACUAUUCUUGUUAAAAUAAUAAACAGCAAAAAUUCUGGAUUAUUCCUGCAAUAACUGAGUGGAAAAGUGAAAAUGGCAGCUCCCAAAAUGCUUUCUAGGAUCUCCAGCCCCAGACGCAUCUUGACUGCAGCUUUUUACACAGCUUGUGGAUCACACCCAAGGUGUUGAGCAAGGGCCACAGAAAAUCGUUUGCCCUUGAACACUUCCAGCUGUUCCUUUCUAAAGUGGGAAGAUUAAUGCAUUUCUCCCUCCCUCCUCCUCACUCCAGUACUUCCCUCUGCCCCAGGAGUCCUCAGCCAGUCUCUUUGACAGGGAUGAGUGAGGAGCUCUCCUCUCCUGCCACGGUUCUCAGGUUGGCAGUGCCUCCUGAUCAGGCACAGAAGUGCCCAACGCUCUCAGACCUGUUCUUCCCUGUCCCAGAGAGGUCACAGCUGCAGUGCUGCAGCAAAAUGCAGAGAGAUGCUCAGUCCUUUCACAGUUAAGGGGUCAGUGUUGGGGUGAGUGAAGGCAUCAGUUUAUCACCCCCAACCAAAUCUGAUGAAACACAGUGUGCAGCCCUGGGAUGUGACAGACCAGCUGCACUCUGCUUGCUGGGAGCUACAAAACACAGCAGGACAGGACACCUUGGGAUAAAGUACUACCUGGAAAGCACACUUAUUAAAAUUACUGCUGAACAGGGGCAUUAUGGUAUGUUUGUCCUACAUCCAUACCAAGGAACUUAAUCUGCUGUCAUUUCCUGAUCUAUAUCAGUUUCUAAGAAGUGAUUUUUUCCUAUUUAAAAUAAAGUGACUACAGUAAAA
Taeniopygia guttata (zebra finch) is the source of this 2366-nucleotide messenger RNA. RefSeq names its product ATPase Na+/K+ transporting family member beta 4 (gene ATP1B4). Gene Ontology annotation, biological process: sodium ion transport; regulation of DNA-templated transcription; potassium ion transport. Gene Ontology annotation, cellular component: sodium:potassium-exchanging ATPase complex; nuclear inner membrane. The record is from RefSeq and is a predicted model, not a curated record. NCBI's taxonomy places the organism in Eukaryota, Metazoa, Chordata, Aves, Passeriformes, Estrildidae.